CCACUGUGAGAAAUGGUCGAGUUUACCAAUGUCAUACUUCAACAGCGUCUUCGAUCAAAUUAUAAAGCCCAAGUUCUUCUUUAAGACAACCGAGCCAGUUGCGCGACAACAUGUUUAUAAAUCUAUUGGAAAGAAAUGGGCUGCAAAUAAGCUUAACUUGUGGAGUGCAUCUGAAGACCCACUUAAAAGUAGAGCUGAGAUUAUUGAUAAUGUGCCGGAUGGAAUUCCGCUGGAUCAAUGGAUUUCUUUUGUUGAUUAUCAAUAUAAAGAUUCAACAAAGGAAAAAAUUGAGUUAGCUUUGAGCCAAAGCACCAUAGACGAAUCUGAAAUUUCGCCAAAUGAUGCCAUUGGUAAGGUGCUAGGAAAAGAGCACUUUGGAAGGGUGAGGUUUUUGGGAUUAUGACCUGUCCCCAGUAGAGGUUUUAAACAAGUAAGACCUCGUUUUGGUGGUACAAGUGCUUCAAGUAGUGAAGGUUCAUGUUCGUCCCAAUGUCAACAGAACCAUAAUCAAAUGAUGAAUGCGUUGAAGGCAUAUAUGAUAAUGAAAGAAGGGACAAUACCUGAACAGUUUGCGGGAUUCUUUGCUUCUCCUUCGACAGUUUCUCCUACAACUCCAAGUGAUGCGGGCAGUGGACCCCUUUCGCCCUUGGACCCAAGAAGAUCACGCGGUGAUAGUAAUUCUAGUGAGGACCGUUGAUUUCAUUGUAAUUGUCUUAUAUAAUUAAUUGUGACAAUAUAUUUGUGUGGUUGGAGCGGAUGCUAGAAUGUUGAAGUGAAUGUUUUGUGUUCAAAUUUAAUUUUUGAGCCUAAUGAU
Nicotiana attenuata is the source of this 814-nucleotide messenger RNA. RefSeq lists its product as uncharacterized. NCBI's taxonomy places the organism in Eukaryota, Viridiplantae, Streptophyta, Magnoliopsida, Solanales, Solanaceae. The record is from RefSeq and is a predicted model, not a curated record. The transcript has 4 exons. The coding region runs from base 29 to 403 and encodes 124 amino acids.